CUAAUCUUGAGUUGCCUUCUGUCAGCUUUCUGGUAGAACAGAAAGGACAGAGUUACUAAUGAUGAGCUUUUUUAUAUGAAAAAAAGGUAGACAAAUUCGAUGCACAACACCCGAAUAAAAUUUGGAUUGUAUGUCGUGAGCGUUCAUUCAAUUAGCUACAUAUUUAAUGGGUGGUGAGAGUUUUAGUUCAGCAAAGAAACCUGAUACUAGUGGGAUCAAUGGGGGUAAUCCGAGAAGAAACUCGUUAGCAGUUUCUGCAAACAGAAGAGAAAAAUCAGUUUCCCAUUACCGGAGAGCUUCAAUAGGAACUUCUAAUGAUUUGUGCAAAGCGGGGAAGAAACAUGUAUCUGAAGUGAAGGAUAGGCUUCCUUUUCCCAAUAGGAGCAUACAGAAGCCCAAAUCUUUACCAAACUCUCCGGUUGGAAAUAAUUCUACCAUACACAAAGUGUCCGAGGAUAAAAGGAAGCCCAAAUCUUCACCCAGGUUUAAAUCCCAUAUGCAGCAGGACGGAUCAUCACCUUCCGGGAGACUACAUGCAAAGAAAAUUGCAUCAUCAGAUGCUAAUGACAAGAGCUUUUCUAAACGGCCUUUUACUUCGAAUACGAAGCCUCGGGCCGAAAAGCUUCUUCCUGCUGCUGCCCUGCCUGAAGGUCUAAGCAGAGCUUCAUUGUCCCGAAGAGAUUCUCUUUCAGGGCCUAUAAGCCUGACUGCAAGGAAGAACAUGAACUUAAAGGUUGUUCUUCCACAAAAGAUUCGAAACGAAAGCGGCAGAGACACCAAUAAGGAGAAAACGCUGUAUGCUAUCAAGCUGGAGACAGAGAAUGUAAUGUUGGAAUCUGAUGUAAAUGAAAAUUGUACCAUUGAAGUGUCUCCGCCCGUUCGAGAUGAAUCCAAGUAUACCGUGAUCGGAGCCGAUCAUCACUCGGACUCUGCAUACAAUGAAGAUAAUAAUGGUGGGGGGAAGAUUGUUUCAAGGCAGUGGGAUGUGGUGGGAAAGCAAGAUGGAAAGGGUUUGUUUAAUGAAGUCAUCGAAGAAACUGCGAAAAACCUCGUCGAAACCCGGAAAAGUAAGGUAAAGGCCUUGGUUGGUGCCUUCGAAACCGUGAUCUCCAUCUCCCUCCAAGAUGCAAAAACUUCAUUAAACUAUGUCAGUGAGUAAAGGACUCAUCAACUUCUUCAUUAACCAUUGAUGUGCAGUGUGAUCUUUGAUAUGUUUCUUCAUAG
Messenger RNA from Hibiscus syriacus, 1224 nucleotides. RefSeq lists its product as uncharacterized. The transcript is spliced from 3 exons. The coding region runs from base 167 to 1159 and encodes 330 amino acids. Gene Ontology annotation, molecular function: calmodulin binding. The record is from RefSeq and is a predicted model, not a curated record. NCBI's taxonomy places the organism in Eukaryota, Viridiplantae, Streptophyta, Magnoliopsida, Malvales, Malvaceae.